Rhagoletis zephyria (snowberry fruit fly) is the source of this 568-nucleotide messenger RNA. Its product is annotated as dynein heavy chain 12, axonemal-like. Gene Ontology annotation, molecular function: dynein light intermediate chain binding; dynein intermediate chain binding. Lineage: Eukaryota; Metazoa; Arthropoda; Insecta; Diptera; Tephritidae. Gene Ontology annotation, cellular component: dynein complex. Gene Ontology annotation, biological process: microtubule-based movement. The record is from RefSeq and is a predicted model, not a curated record.
UUUGGAAUUCUUCCAGCAUUGGAUAGAUGAUGGGGAACCGAAUGUCUAUUGGCUAUCUGGAUUUUAUUUCACACAGUCCUUCAUAACUGGCGUACUGCAAAACUAUUCGCGAAAGAAUACGCUCCAAAUCGAUAUGGUUGAAAUCAAAUUUGAAGUAACCGAAUAUGAAAUGGAGGUGCCUAGUAAGCCAAGCUUUGGCGCAUACAUACGGGAACAGCAGUCCAUCAAUGAUGAGACAAAAUUUUUUCAUGGCCUCUUCCUGGAAGGCGCGCGCUAUAAUCGUGAAACACAAGAACUAGAUGAAUCCUACUCAAAGAUAUUAUUCGACAUGUUGCCAGUUAUAUUCUUCCGUCCAACACUAAAAGAGACUGCGCAAGCGGCGAAGGAGGAUUCCAAAGUGCGCGUCAUCUACGAUUGUCCUGUUUACAAGACUAGCGAAAGGCGUGGCGUUCUCUCGACAACCGGUCACUCCACCAAUUUCGUGAUGUAUAUGCAACUCAAUUGCAGUCGCACACAAAUGCAUUGGAUAAAUCGCGGCACGGCAUCACUUUGCCAACUUGAUGAUUGA